Messenger RNA from Zea mays, 989 nucleotides. RefSeq names its product actin-2. NCBI's taxonomy places the organism in Eukaryota, Viridiplantae, Streptophyta, Magnoliopsida, Poales, Poaceae. The record is from RefSeq and is a predicted model, not a curated record. The transcript has 5 exons. The coding region runs from base 18 to 434 and encodes 138 amino acids.
UCUGGUGUAGGUAUAAAAUGGCCGAUGCCGAGGAUAUCCAGCCCCUCGUCUGCGACAACGGAACUGGCAUGGUCAAGGCUGGGUUCGCUGGCGACGACGCCCCGAGGGCCGUCUUCCCCAGCAUCGUGGGGCGCCCGCGCCACACUGGUGUCAUGGUCGGGAUGGGGCAGAAGGACGCCUACGUCGGUGACGAGGCGCAGUCCAAGAGGGGUAUCCUGACCCUCAAGUACCUCAGCUUACACAUCACAUUAUUCCCCAUAUUACAACAAUCAGUGCAACAAUCAGAGCAUUUAUUUAGGUUCUGCAAACCGAUCAUGACAAAACCAAAGGUAGCUUUGAAGCCGCAGACUCUGUCUCCACAACCUGAAGCCCAAGCACCUCAUGAUCCUCAAACACCAAAGCAACAACAAAGCGGGACUGGUGUAGGCGUGUAGCUGGUGAGCCGGGUAGUGAAGGAGGUGUGUAGCAGGCCUCCAGUGAGCAAAUGGGCAUGGUGCCGGAUGCAUCUGCGGCCGGUGGCAGGAGGGUCGAGCUGGAUGGGGACAUGCGGUGGACAUCACAAGUUGGCCCCUCCAGUGAUCCAUCUCAAACACUAGCCAGGCCACAGGAAAAACGUUGAAUCAAAGCAAACCUGAUGCUUACCGAAAGCAUGUUCAAUGAGUUACUCAGAUUCAUGGCACAGGAAUUGAAUCUACACGGUUUAAUAACUAUUUGCAUGGCUCUAAAUGCUUGAUUAGGUUUGCUCAUCGUUCCUCAGUGCUACUUCAUCUUGAUUUUCUGCUGAGUAGACAGGGGAUGAAUGGGGCUGCUCAUGGUGGACAGAACAGAAGACGAAAUGAAUCGCAAGGGGAAACUAACAUGCGAGAGAGGAAGAGGAGGUAGCCACAACCAAAGAGCUUGGUUCAAUACUUCAAUGGCUAGAAUAAUGAACGAUAUGAAGAUCAGGUAGCAUUAUAUAUGUCAAUAAGAAGCAGAGGAGAGAAGCAGCC